UUCAAAGCCGACUUCACGCUUGCUAAGUGCUUAAUGUAUCGAUCCACCCUCCCUUCAACAUUCUCUGCUCUCCCUCUCGGUUGCUGAGCCUCUCGCCGGAUUUCUCCCCUCUGGUCCCUCCAAUGCCGAUCAAAUCCACGCCGGAAACCUGAUACGCUGCUUUCUCUCUUUCUCUCCACGUCUCACUGCUGAGAGCGUCAGAACGCCGCGCGAGGACGAAAGUGCGAGGAGACGCACUGAAAGUGUGUUGCAGAGACUGAGCUCCACGUGAAGCAUUACCGACCGCUCGCCACUCCCGAAAUCUCUUAUAGGCAUUCACGGUUUCCCUGCUUUUCGUGCUUCGUUCCCAGACAUUCUCUUUCUUGCUUGCCUGUUUGUGAGGUCUCGAUUUCCGUCCAUCUCAAGUUCGAUCCGUUUUACGGUUCCGGAUACAUUGAUUGUUCCUUUCGGAGAAAUCCUUCUUUCGUCCGUUUGUGUUUGGUCUAGUUCGAGUUUCCGGACUUGAAGCCUUUCUCCACUAACCAGCAGAUUAUUGAAGUUUUCGCCCAUUGGAAAAUCUCCUUUUCUGCGGAUAAUCAUCAAUUUACUUCCUAUCACGCUCUCAUUCUGCUAUUUGGUCGAAACGAGAGCAUCACAGCCUCUUCCUCCCAUACUGAAACACUUGGAUCUUCAAGUCUCGUCUUAAUAUGCGUUUUUCCUCUAAGGAUUCUAUUUUAAAGCGCGCUAUGUCGAAGCAUGUAUCAGUAUUACUGCUAUAGCUAGCGGUUUUAUUGCAGGUCGUGAUGGAGAUCUGACGGACAUCUCAACUCAGAUGAGAAACUGUGCUGGUAGGCAAGCCGGAGUUUCAGUUAAUAGUUAAUACAUGGAAAAGGGACAUUAAAAGGACUGGCUCUUUUUCAACCAGCAAGCAGGAGAAAUUGCGUUAAAUGAACAGCGGCGCCAAAGAAAGCGUAAAGCAAAAGGUGCAACAAUCAAGCUAAACAGGAUAAAUGAGACCAGCCAACGCAUAGAGGAGCUUCCAUAGAGUUUUUCUGUUCUCUUGCCCGAUGCCUGCUGGUCAAAUGAAAGACCCCCAUGAAAAACAUGUGGUUUCCAGGAAACCUCUUCAGAAUUCCAUGAAUCAGCAGAAGCCCCCACCGCAGAUGUUAAAGAAUUGUUCAGUUUGCUUGCAAGAUCAAAAGAAGAAUAUAGGAAGGAGAAGGGGAAAGGGGAGGGGGAAAGCUGCCCAAGUGGAGAGACCAAAGCAAGUAGAUCUUAAUCUUGAUGUGGGACCUCCAGUUUCAACCAAAGGUAUUGUAUUCCAUCGCCGACCUGGCUAUGGUCUGGUGGGUACGAAGUGUAUUGUUAAAGCGAACCAUUUCCUGGCGGAGUUACCGGACAAGGAUUUGAAUCAGUACGAUGUUACUAUAACCCCUGAAGUGGUUUCACGUCGCGUGAACAGAGCUAUCAUGGCACAGUUGGUGAAGCUUUAUAGAGAGACUGAUCUUGGUAUGAGGCUACCUGCAUAUGAUGGAAGCAAGAGCCUUUACACGGCUGGAUUGCUGCCUUUUACUUCAAAAGAGUUCAUAGUAACUUUGGUCGAUGAAGAUGAUGAGCUAGGAAUUACAAGGGAACGAGAAUUUAAGGUGCAAAUCAAAUUUGUAGCUCGUGCAGACAUGCACCAUUUACAUCAAUUUCUUGCUGGAAAACAAGUUGAUACUCCUCAAGAUGCUCUUCAGAUCCUUGAUAUUGUCUUGAGGGAAGUCUCCAGCCAAAGGUACAUAUCAAUUGGAAGAUCCUUUUAUUCUCCUGACAUUAGAAAACCACAACAUCUAGGCAAUGGGCUACAAUCAUGGUGUGGGUUUUACCAGAGUAUUAGACCAACACAGAUGGGGCUGUCUCUGAAUAUUGACAUGUCAUCGACCGCUUUCAUUGAACCAUUGCCUGUGGUUGAAUUUGUUACUCAAAUUUUGGGAAAAGAUGCAUUGUCAAGGCCUUUUUCUGAUGCUGAUCGAAUUAAGGUUAAGAAGGCCCUUAGAGGUGUCAAAGUUGAAGUUACUCACAGAGGAAAUGUACGAAGAAAGUACCGUGUUUCGGGGUUGACAUCACAACCUACAAGAGAACUAAUUUUUCCAGUUGAUGAGCAAAUGAAUAUGAAAUCAGUUGUUGAAUACUUUCAAGAGAUGUAUGGGUUUACCAUUCAACAUACCCAUCUUCCUUGCCUUCAAGUUGGAAACCAGAGGAAGGCAAAUUAUUUGCCAAUGGAGGCUUGCAAGAUUGUUGAGGGACAGAGAUACACCAAGAGGUUGAAUGACAAGCAGAUAACUUCCUUGCUAAAGGUUACAUGCCAGAGACCACGGGAACAGGAAAUGGACAUUUUGCAGACUGUUCACCAAAAUGGAUACAAGCAAAAUCCCUAUGCAAAGGAGUUUGGUAUUAGCAUUACUGAUGAACUUGCAUCUGUUGAAGCUCGAGUUCUUCCUGCCCCAUGGCUGAAAUAUCAUGAUUCUGGGAAAGAAAAAGAUUGUUUGCCUCAGGUUGGUCAAUGGAAUAUGAUGAACAAGAAAAUGAUAAAUGGAAGCACUGUAAAAUAUUGGGCUUGUAUCAACUUUUCAAGAAGUGUUCAAGAAAGCACUGUCCAUACUUUUUGUCAGGAGCUGGCACAGAUGUGCCAAGUCUCCGGUAUGGAAUUCAACCGUGAACCUGUGAUUCCAGUCCAUUCAGCAAGAUCUGACCAAGUAGAGAAAGCCUUGAAAUAUGUAUAUAAUGCAGCAAUGAACAAACUUAAGGGGAAAGAGUUAGAACUACUUAUUGCCAUUCUCCCUGACAAUAAUGGUUCUCUUUAUGGUGACUUAAAGAGAAUUUGCGAAACGGGUUUGGGGUUGAUAUCCCAAUGCUGUCUAACAAAGCAUGUCUUUAAGAUUAGCAAACAGUACCUGGCAAAUUUGUCACUUAAAAUCAAUGUUAAGAUGGGAGGAAGAAAUACUGUGCUUUUAGAUGCUCUGAGUUGGAGAAUUCCUUUGGUCAGUGACAUCCCCACAAUUAUAUUUGGUGCGGAUGUAACUCAUCCAGAGAAUGGAGAGGAUUCUAGUCCAUCAAUUGCUGCUGUUGUAGCCUCUCAAGACUGGCCCGAGGUUACAAAAUACGCUGGGCUAGUGUGUGCUCAAGCUCAUCGACAAGAGCUUAUUCAGGACUUGUUUAAAACUUGGAAUGAUCCUCAACGGGGAAUUGUCACUGGGGGCAUGAUCAGGGAGCUUUUGAUUUCCUUCAGGAAGGCAACUGGACAAAAGCCAUUGAGGAUAAUAUUUUACAGAGAUGGUGUCAGUGAAGGACAAUUCUAUCAGGUUCUAUUAUUUGAAUUAGAUGCUAUCCGUAAGGCUUGUGCAUCCUUGGAACCAAAUUACCAACCUCCUGUUACAUUUGUGGUGGUCCAAAAACGUCAUCACACAAGGCUGUUUGCCAACAAUCACAAAGAUAGGAGUAGCAUUGAUAAGAGUGGAAAUAUCUUACCUGGUACAGUGGUGGAUUCUAAAAUAUGUCACCCUUCGGAGUUUGACUUCUAUCUUUGCAGUCAUGCUGGAAUCCAGGGGACAAGUCGACCAGCUCAUUAUCAUGUCCUCUGGGAUGAAAACAAUUUUACUGCAGAUGAGAUACAAUCACUUACCAACAAUCUCUGCUACACGUAUGCACGGUGCACCAGGUCUGUUUCAGUGGUGCCUCCUGCUUACUAUGCCCAUCUGGCUGCAUUUCGAGCUCGGUUUUACAUGGAACCAGAGGUGUCUGAGAAUCCUAUGUCACGAGGUACACAAUCGGUGAAUGGAUCAUGCGUUCGCCCUCUACCUGCUUUGAAAGAGAAGGUGAAAAAGGUGAUGUUUUAUUGUUAGAAGGGGAAAAGGAAAAGAGUAGAAAAAAAAGAUGUUGUACAUGAAUGUUGUAUUCAUAUUGUAGAGUGUAUUACAGUGAGGUUUUUGUUUUGUUCAAUGUAAUAUCUGAUCCUAUUGUUUGGCUAGUGUUCUGAAAUAUUAAUGCUUCUGGUCUGGUGCUCAUAUUUCUGGUCA
Messenger RNA from Nelumbo nucifera (sacred lotus), 4037 nucleotides. Its product is annotated as protein argonaute PNH1-like. Gene Ontology annotation, molecular function: RNA binding; protein binding. The record is from RefSeq and is a predicted model, not a curated record. NCBI's taxonomy places the organism in Eukaryota, Viridiplantae, Streptophyta, Magnoliopsida, Proteales, Nelumbonaceae.